Funneliformis geosporum is the source of this 373-nucleotide messenger RNA. The record is from the annotation of a GenBank genome assembly. NCBI's taxonomy places the organism in Eukaryota, Fungi, Glomeromycota, Glomeromycetes, Glomerales, Glomeraceae.
CAAUCUAUCCUUCAAAAGUCUAUUAAUGUAAUAGAUAAAGAUCAGUUUGAUAAAUCAUUAAUGAAAAGAAAGAGGCAAGAGGAUGCACGUAAAUCUUCUAGAGACACAAAAGCACAAAUCAUCAUUCGUGAGCUGUCUGUCUUCCCAGCUAGCAGAUCAUCAAUAAGUGAACCUUCUGAAGGAUCUAACAUGGGAGAGGUUUUGAAUCAAUUUCAUAAAUUAUACUAUGACAUUGAUAUUGCGAAAAAGGAUGGAGAUAAAAGCUGGGAAGAUUGCUCAUGGGGUUAUCAUGGUGAUAAUGGAAACACGUAUUUAAACAAUGAUGUCAAAUCAUAUGGACCAAAAUUUAUGACCGGUGAUACUAUCGGAUGUA